CUGGGGUGGGCAGGCUGGGAGGGGAUCUGAGGAACACGGAGGGAUCGCAAGUCCAUGAAAUAAUGCGGAGCACCGCCCGUCACUAGUACUUCUGGCUUGUGGCCCGGACGGGAUGCGAGACAAGAUCUUCCAAGAGAGGGCAGCUAUCAGAAUCGACGAACUCAGGCUGAAGGGCCUUUGGCUCAUAUAUACAUUUGCUCUUUUUCCUUUUUUAAAUGAACAAUCACUGGAACAAAUAAAGGGUUAAUAGGCCAGUCAUUGCCCCGCCCUGUGAGAGCCGGAGGGAGCAGGUUUGAAAGUUCCUGUGUGCAGAAGGGGAGGCUGGGGGUGGGGGGCGCUAAAUAUUCCUGCAAGGCUCCUGCACCGCCCGCUGGCGAUGCGGCGGGACGGGCUGGCCGGUGUUCGGCCCGGUUCCGUGCCUGAGAGUUGGCCGUGAGUGAUCCCUGCCACCGCGAGCCCCGGUCCAGGCGUUCCCGGCAAGGAAUCCAAGGCGAGAACACCGAGUGCUGCCGCUGGGGCCAGGGAGGGACUGAAAUCAACUGGGGAGGCGUUUUCUCCCCAGGCUGUCACCCAGAAGGGCCUGGGAGCCGAGGUGGGCGAGGGAGAGCGCAGAGUUGGAGAGGUGGCUGCCGCAAGUCGCGUGGGGCGUUGAGGCAUUUGCUUUCCGUUCCGUUUAUCUAGCAGACGACGAGGCGAUUUAUGCAACAGUAUCCUGUUUCAGCACUGCCAAGGCUAUGCGAAAACGCGGUCAGGACAGCCUGGCAGGACUUGUGCUGUAUGUAGGACUCUUCGGGCACCCCGGGAUGCUGCACAGGGCCAAGUACAGCCGUUUUCGGAAUGAGUCCAUCACGUCCUUGGACGAAAGCAGCCCCGGAGCCUCGGUGGGGAACAAGGGCUCGCCUCAGCCUCCCUACCCCACCCUGGCACCUCACCUGCCGGCUGACGAUGCCACCUUGGCGUCCCAGGAGAGCCCCACCCCACUGUGCACCUUGAUCCCUCGCAUGGCCAGCGUGAAGCUGGCCAACCCAGCCACCUUGCUGAGUCUGAAAAACUUUUGCUUGGGUACCAAAGAGGUGCCCCGGCUGAAGCUCCAGGAAAGCCAGGACCCGGCUCCCAGUGGCCCAGCUUCCCCUGAGACCCGUCUAAAUAGGGCUGGGUCCGCACCUCCGCCGCAGCCAGACCUGGUGGGGCACAGGGCAACUGUCUUAACUCCCGAUGCCUGUCCCCUUCCUGGCCCUGGGGAGCCAAGCCCAGGGAGCAGGCAGGACAGGCACUUUCUGCAGCACCUGUUGGGGAUGGGCAUGAACUACUAUGUGAGGUACAUGGGCUGUAUUGAAGUACUGCAGUCAAUGAGGUCACUGGAUUUUGGAAUGAGAACCCAAGUUACAAGGGAAGCAAUAAGUCGCCUGUGUGAAGCUGUCUCUGGGGCAAAUGGAGCCAUUAAAAAGCGAAAGCCUCCAGUUAAGUUCCUAUCUACAGUUCUUGGCAAAAGUAAUCUUCAGUUUUCGGGAAUGAAUAUUAAACUGACCAUUUCAACAUGCAGCCUCACAUUGAUGAAUAUUGACAACCAACAGAUUAUUGCAAAUCAUCAUAUGCAGUCUAUUUCAUUUGCCUCUGGAGGGGAUCCUGGGCAGAGGAUGUGGACUCCACAGUGGCUGAACUACACAGACACUACAGACUAUGUCGCCUAUGUAGCUAAAGAUCCAGUUAAUCAACGAGCCUGUCACAUAUUGGAAUGCCGCAGUGGAAUGGCCCAAGAUGUCAUAAGCACCAUAGGGCAGGCUUUUGAACUCCGGUUUAAACAGUAUUUGAAAAAUCCUUCUUUGAAUACUUCUUGUGAAAGUGAGGAGGUGCCCAUUGAUGGUUCCGUGGAGGAGAGAGAAGACCACGAGUACUACAAUGAAAUCCCCGGGAAGCAGCCACCUGCAGGAGGUGUUUCUGAUGUGCGGAUCAAAGUCCAAGCCACAGAACAAACGGCUUACUGCCCCAUACGGUGUGAGAAGUUGUGCUAUUUGCCUGGGAACUCCAAGUGUAGCAGUGUGUACGAGAACUGUUUAGAACAAAGCCGGGCAACAGGUAAUACACUGGAGAGAGGAGUGCAGUCCCAUCGAGAUGCCUCAUUAAUGAAGCACACCUGUCGAGUGGAUUUCUUCAAUGACCCCUGCUACAUAAAUACACAGGCUCUUCAAAGUACACUUGCCUCUGCCCCAAAUCAAAGCUCAGCUCACCCCUUGGGGAGCCCAUGGCACCGUGAAAAAGCACCAGAAACUGUUCAGCCAGGUGCCACGGCCCAGCCUGCCAGCUCACAUUCUUUGCCCCAUAUUAAGCAGCAGCUGCGGAAUGAAGACUGCUACCAUGGCAAGCUGAGCAGGAAGGCAGCAGAGAGCCUCUUGGUAAAGGAUGGGGACUUUUUGGUUCGAGAGAGUGCAACAUCUCCUGGCCAGUAUGUGCUAAGUGGACUACAGGGAGGCCAGGCAAAGCAUCUUCUCCUGGUGGAUCCUGAAGGCAAGGUAAGGACCAAGGAUCAUGUAUUUGAUAAUGUCGGCCACCUUAUCAGAUACCACAUGGAUAACAGUUUGCCAAUCAUCUCUUCUGGAAGCGAAGUAAGCCUUAAACAACCAGUGAGAAAAGAUAAUAACCCAGGACUUUUGCAUUCCAACAAAUGACAAUUUGGAAGUACCAUCACACUGGUAUUUCAAGAAAGUUCAUUUUGUGUUAGGACACAAAGAUAAUCCAACUUGGAUUAUAGACAAAAUAGAGCACAAACUGUGAAGUACAUUUUUUCCAGGACCAUCAUGGACUAUGUCCUUUAUAAGACAAAGAACUAACAAAGAUGGAUCUUCAGAAAGUGAAAAUCAGAAAAGGGGAAGAGGAUUGGUCCAUUUGAAAAGAAAUUAUACAUAUGCACGGAUGUCACUUUUUAAGGCCAUAUUACAUUGAUAGCAAGCUAAAAGCACAAUUGAAAUUUCCCAUGCUAGAGACUACUUGGAUGAACUGCUAGGGCAGUGGUAUGUGCCUUUCAACUUGAUAAUUUGGGGACAUUUUCAUAUUGGGGAGAUUAGUUCUAAGUGUCCUCAUAUUCUCUAACUAUAGAACUAUUUGCCAAAAAAAGUUUUUCCUUGUUACAAAAAUAAGAAGUGAUUUGCUUGAUAGUUACUGACUUUAUUACAUUUUCUGUUUAGUAGCACUUUCACUGCAAUGCUAAAAUAAAUUUGAUGUUGAAUUUGGACUCUGUCUAUGCCAGUGGAAUCAAAUCAAAAGCCACUAAAAGCAUUGGUCUGUUUCACUGGCCUGUCCCAUUUACAAGUUAAAGGGUUGGAGCCUAAAUUCUUUGGCCUAGUAUUUCUUGAUCUUUGCUAUUCGGACUGUUUGUAUGCAGCAUAGCAUAAGCUGAAGAGAGGACAAAUCUAUCAGUCAUUCCUAUUUCACCAUAUUUCUCCCUCUUUCCUUCCCCUCCGCCCCCACCCUACAAGCAAAGGAAGCUCAUGAACGCCUGGAUUUAAAACAUGGCAGACAAACCGGUGUUCUUCAUAUUCAACAUCCAAAUUGGUUUCAUUCUUAUUUAAAGUAUUGAAUUCAUUUGAAAAUAUCAGGAAAUAUCCUCUUGACUGGCUGUGACUGAAUCAUAGUCUCUCACCUACUGUGUCCUUAGCAUCUUUUCUAGAUAUGAUCAGACAAAAUGCAGAAGGGAGGAGACAUAUUGAAGGAAAUAGCUGGAAAGUUUCACCUCAUGUAGGUACCCUGGUAAACUGGUGGUGUGAUUAAGUGUCGUGUAGAGAAAAGUGCUGGCCAGGUCUCUCGAUAUGACCUUGAGCCAGCUGCUGAACCCAUCUGGACUCCAAUUUCCUUGUUUAUGAAAUAAGGGACUUGGGCUAGGUGAAUUCAGAGGUCUGUCUCAGCCCUAACAUAAGAUGAGCCUAUAAAAAGCAAGUUUUCCAUUUCUUAGGGGUCAGCGUUGAUAGUCAGUUUGUAUAAUGAAGGUGAAAUGAGCUUUUUCCUUUAGUCUGUAUCUAUAGUCACAGAAUGAAUAGCACGACUGAAACCGACAUUCAGGUAGCAGAGACCCCAAGCCUUCCCAACACAAAGAAGGACACUUUGGAGCACUCUCUGUAGUGACGGUGGAAGUGGAUUCGGUUGUUUGGAGUAGCAGAAAACGGCUUCAGCUUUUUACUUGCCUUUGCAUAGAGUGGUUUCGCCAUUAGUUUAGGAUGCUUUUUUAUCCUGAGUAAUCUGGACAGUUGCCUUAACCCCACUUCAUUUUGGCUAUGUAGAUACAACUUAAUCUUUGUAACUGUGAUAUAUUUGCUAAGUUUUAAAUAAAACACAAGAAACUUUUUUGGGGUAGAAAUCAUCAGAAAUCAAGCACACACAACUGUAAUAUUUUUUUCUGUAAAGGUUUAUGAUUUUAUUCUACUACUACUGCCCCUGAUUGCUUAGGUAGGUUUGUUUCCUUUUACACAACUGGGAAAUAAUGGCUCUUUCAUCAAUUUUAUAUAUGCCUUGGUUCUUGGUGAUCUUUCCUCACAAAAGGGGGUCAGCAUGAGUACAGGUCAUAGAAAUUUGUGGGUGACCUAGUCACCCAUCUGAGACAGAGCAGGGGUUGUGGUCUCAGUCUGGUUGAGCAGGGUGUUAAGUGGGGUGCAGGAAAAAGUUCCUGAUAGAAAUAGAUGCAGAGAGUAUAAAUGAUAUGAGCAGUACAUGGAUCCUGGUACAUGAUGCACCAGUACGUGGAUAAUCAGUAUUUGACUGCAAUGUUAUAGUAGUUAGGUAAGCAAAUACUGCACUUACAAGUACCACAGACACAGUUAAAACAAGAUGAAACAACAGUAGAAAUGUUUGAUUGCAUGCUGUUUUAAUGACACACACUUAUCUUCAUCUGUUUUAAAGUGGAAAUCCAUUUGCCUCUAAAUACCUGUAAACGACUUUUCAAAAAAAAAUAAAUGAUCAUUGCU
Zalophus californianus (California sea lion) is the source of this 4952-nucleotide messenger RNA. RefSeq names its product SHC adaptor protein 4 (gene SHC4). The transcript is spliced from 13 exons. Lineage: Eukaryota; Metazoa; Chordata; Mammalia; Carnivora; Otariidae. The record is from RefSeq and is a predicted model, not a curated record. The coding region runs from base 735 to 2666 and encodes 643 amino acids. Gene Ontology annotation, biological process: cell surface receptor protein tyrosine kinase signaling pathway; intracellular signal transduction. Gene Ontology annotation, cellular component: plasma membrane. Gene Ontology annotation, molecular function: receptor tyrosine kinase binding.